This is a messenger RNA of Peronospora farinosa, 624 nucleotides long. NCBI's taxonomy places the organism in Eukaryota, Oomycota, Peronosporomycetes, Peronosporales, Peronosporaceae. The record is from the annotation of a GenBank genome assembly.
AUGACCGUGCAAAUACGAACACCAGCAGCGACGUUCAAGAGUCAGUGCAUGCGACGCAACGUGAGCAUAAGGUGUCUGGCAAGAAGCCAAAUAAAAAGCACAAGUGGACGAGACAACCGAUCGCCACACGUGCAGCGUCGAAGAAGUCCGCUCCUCGCGUCCGAGGCCGCUCGUAGCACCGACGUGGUGAACCACGUGUUCGAACCCGAUCCGAAGAAUUACCGCGAAGCGAUUAAAAGCACGCAGUGUUUGAACUGGAAGAAGGUGAUGGAGGAGGAGCUCGAGGCUAUCGAGGCCAACGACCUCGAACGUCGCAAAUCUCGCUUGGUUGCCUGUGGCAACGAGCAAUCGCUGAGCGUUUAUUUCUUUCUGACCUUCGCUGCGGUCAUGGUUAUGUCCACAGUGAAAGUGAUCCUGGCACUUGCUGCGACGUGGGAAGUUCCGGCUCAGCAAGGUGACAUACCCAAUGCGUAUUUCAAAGCGUCGAAGGAGCCGCACCUCGAGAUCUUACUGCACAUCCCGAACGGCAUGGACGUACCAGCGACGCGCAUGCGCGAGCUCGGCGUCACGAGCACGAAGGACUUAGCUCUAGAGCUACGCAAAAGUCUCGAUGGCCUCAAAUAG